AUGGGGGUGUUGGUGUACGGGUGUUCUAAUUUGGGGUGCUAUUACUGGCACUCGGAGUACUCGAACUCCGGGUCCAUAUGGUCUGUUCUGGAGUCCCUGAUUGGGGAUUGCGAAUGGUUCGAGUUGAACACGUUUAGAGCCUUGAAGUUUGGGAUCAACGGCGACGACAAGUCUUUGGGCCCAAUCAGUUUCUUGAACAUCGGGUUUUGGUCCGUUUUGAAGUUGGAUGCCUUGGUCUGUAGCUCGUUGAGCCACUUUUCGUUAUCUUUAUUCAGAUUCUCGAUGAAUGCUUUUCCGCGGUUCAACAGGUCGUUGGUCUGGAUGUUGUUACUGAGAUUGUUGGUGAAGGUAUUGAUUGUCUUGCUGAACUGGGCAAUUGGUUCCUGGGCGGCCAAUUUGUCUGGUCUGGCGGCAAAGUUCAUGAUGGACUGUUUUUUGGCCGGUUUCUUUGGGGCUCGAUUUUGCUGUCUCUGGGUGAGUUUGCGACAUCUCGAUUCCAGAUCUCUGAUGUCUGCGUCCACCUUGAGCAGCUCUUCUUUCAGCUCGAGCGAUCUUCGCUGUUUGGCAGCCAAUUGGAACAUCACCUCGUUCAGCUCCGUUUGUUUCUCUGUCUCGUCCAACAGCUCUUCGUUCUCCUCGAUCGGAAUAGUCAGUAUGACGUAUCUGGAGUAUUUGACACAGCUACGUGGAGCUGUCUACGCACAUAACUCGGUCCAUGUUGCUUCGGCGUUCUCGUUCUUGCUCAAACCCGAAAUCCUCCAAAAAAAAGCAGAUUAUUACACCUUCUUGCUGUCGCUUCCCCCGGAAAACAUGCUCUCGAUGCCCGGGUCCGAUCAACAGGACCAAUUGGAUCACUGGAGCGACCUGGUGCGCGCGUACGUGCUGGUGAUCAAGUCUUUUUUGGUGGAUUCGGACCUGGAAUCCGCCAUCGAACAGUCAAUCAAUAUGGUCCAGUCGAUGGUCCGAAUCGCCCAAAAACAGGACUCCUGGAUCUGUUUGCCACUCAUGACCGUCACCUCGGAACUGCGACAGCUCGCUUGCAUGUACCUGAACAUGAAAAAGGGCCCAGUUACUUUGAAAAACGAUACCCUUCCGUUGGACGAACGACUGGUCGAUGUGCUACAAAAACCGUUCAAGACGUGUCUUACUGACAAGUCCGACACCCUGCAGCGAUCCAAGAAGCUGUAUGUGUAUUUUUUCGCGAACGAGGUGCUCAAAUGCUACUUCAAAUUUGGAAAAUACGAAGCUGCCUCCAAUUUGUCCAAAGUGCUUGCCAAAGCGCCGAACCUGCCCAACCUGGACCAGUCGCCAAAGGCCCAUGUUGUCAAUUUCCACUACUACAACGGUCUUGUGUGUUGUAUGAACGACGAUCUCGAGUCGGUCAACAAACAUCUUACCGCAGCUCUGAAAACUUGUCCCAAAGAAAGUCUCAAACAACAGCAGCUAAUCCUGCUGAUAUUGCUCCCGGUCAAGUUCCUCGUGGAGAAACGACUUCCCGGAACUCAGAUCUGGAAAAGAUACCCGCAAUUGGGCGUGUUUGAGGAGAUAUUCCGUGCCUUGAAAAUUGGACAUCUCGGCUUGUUUGACACCGAACUCGCCAAACUCCAGUCCCUUUUGCUGAAAAAGAAAGUGUACUCGGUGUAUCUACGCAUCCGGCCGUUUGUGGAGCUCAAACUGACCCGCCAGGUGGUCUCGAUCGAGCAGAGCCACCAACUGAAACUGGAAGCUCUGCACCGGGCGUUCGAGAUCAGCGCAGGCCGCAAGUACUCCCUGGACGAGGUGGAGUCGCGUCUGGCCAACCUCGUGGCCCAAGGACUCGCCAAGGGGUACAUUUCGCACAGCAACAGGGUCGCCGUGUUGAGCAAGAAGGAGGCCUUCCCCAAGCUCGUGUCCCAAUUCAAGCUUGAAGGAGACACGAUCAACGACAUUGUGUCGAACGCACGGACCCGUGCGAUUGGCUGGGAUAGCUGUGUGAGGGCAGACUAUUUGACGGUGGAAGAAGCCGACUGUUUGAAGAAAGUGGCUGAUUUCACCGAUGUUCACGAGAAAACCAGCUACAUUUUGAAGAACGCAGACUUCUACUCCACCAAGAUCGUUUCGUUGCUUUCGAAAGCUCCGCAUGACGACAUUGUUCGGUUUGUUCUUGUUUCAUUGAUAGACACGUUGGUGGCUCCAAAGUCCAAUUUUGCCAAAAACAUCCUUAGCAUUUCGCAUCUGGACUCGUCGUUGCCGUACGGACCUUUGGUGAAGCUUGUUGGGUCGAACGACGAGUCGAUCAAGUUGAGCUCUGCAUAUGUUCUGACACUGUUGCUGACGGACGACGGCGAGACGCACGACGGCCAGGAGAAGAUUCUGAAGCCGCUGUUUGAGUUCCUAAGCGUCAAGCUGCUCAGUUCCACGAAACUGGACCUCAAUUUCUUGUCGGUGCAGCUGUUGAAGGAAUUGUUGAGCAUCAAACAGUACAGACAGUAUUUCUGGGCCUAUCACGAGACGUUCUUCCCGCCGCUGCUCAAGGUGUUCAGCGAGAGACGCGGCGAGCUGCAGAUGAAGUACUACGCCACAAUGUCGAUCUGGCUAUUGACAUUCAUUCCGCAGGCCUUGAAGGACAUUGAGACGCAGUACACAGAGCUGAUUGCCACGCUGUACUCUGUUGCCAGGGACGCUGUGAAGGAGAAGAUUGUGCGGCUGAGCGUGAGCUCGUUGCUGAACCUGCUGAGCGUCGAGACCGGCCGCGAGCAGCUCGUGAAGCAAUUUUUGCUAGUCAAGGGUCUGGAGACCACGAAGCAGCUGAUCGAGCGCAAGUGGGCAGACGAGGAGCUCAAGAGCGACCUGGAGACACUGCUGUCGAUCCUCAACGAGGCCGUGACCACGCUGACGACCUUUGACGAGUUCGAGAACGAGCUCAACACAGGCAAGCUGAACUGGUCUCCGUCGCACAAGUCGGAGGAGUUCUGGAUCGAGAACGCGGACAAGUUCAAGGAGAACAACUGGCGGAUUCUGAAGCAGCUGGUGGCGCUUCUGGGCGAGACGUCGGACCCGGAGCAGACGUUUUUGAACCAGGCCAUAGUGUGCUUCGACGUGAGCCAGCUGAUCAAGGUGCUGCCGGAGGUGGUCAAGGUGCUGGACAAGACGGGCGCCAAGGCGGAGAUCAUGACGCUGAUGAGCAGCGCCAACACCAACGUCAAGUUCGAGGCUCUGCGCACGACACAGAAGCUUGUUGCGCACUCGCUGUGA
Molecule: messenger RNA, 3234 nt
Organism: Ogataea philodendri
Lineage: Eukaryota; Fungi; Ascomycota; Pichiomycetes; Pichiales; Pichiaceae
Exons: 4
Coding region: 1-3234 (1077 amino acids)
Biological process (GO): proton transmembrane transport
Cellular component (GO): vacuolar proton-transporting V-type ATPase, V1 domain; fungal-type vacuole membrane
Molecular function (GO): proton-transporting ATPase activity, rotational mechanism
Source: RefSeq, a predicted model, not a curated record